AUGCCGUUUCAAGGAAAACCCAUUGGUGAAAAGGCUGUUAUUCAUCCUGACCUCCUACAACCACUUCCUUCCAUCAGUAAUCAUCAUCAAACAAAACCUCCUCUUCACCUGCAAAAGGGCAUUUGCGUAGACUUGAUUUGCGGUCUGAUUUUGGUUUUCUUGAGCGGCUGUUGUCUGGUAAAAGCAGAGGACCCUUACAAAUACUUCACAUGGGUGGUUACUUAUGGAACUGCUGCUCCUCUAAAUGUCUCCCAACAGGUCAUUCUUAUCAAUGGUCAAUUCCCUGGACCUCAAAUUGAUACUGUUACAAAUGAUAAUAUAGUCAUCAAUGUCAUUAACAAUCUGGAUCAACCUUUUCUCUUGACAUGGAAUGGAAUUAAGCAGAGAAAGAAUUCAUGGCAAGAUGGGGUUUUGGGUACUAAUUGCCCUAUACCUCCAAAUUCAAACUACACUUACAAAUUGCAAACAAAUGAUCAGAUUGGAACCUACACUCUCCAUGACUUUAUUGAAAUCGUUCGGAACGAUGAAGAUAACUUGCAAUCUUGGCAUCUGAAUGGUCAUGAUUUCUGGGUUGUUGGCUAUGGUUCUGGGCAAUGGAGUAAUGACAGUAGAUAAGCAUAUAAUCUGGUGGAUGCUACAACCCGACACACUGUACAGGUGUUUCAGAAAUCUUGGACAGCGAUGAUGGUAUCCUUGGAUAAUCAAGGAAUGUGGAAUUUGAGAUCGUCGAAAUGGGAAAGACAGUAUUUGGGACAUCAGCUAUAUCUUAGGGUUUCUAGCAACGAGAGAAUCUGUUUAAAGCCGUUGGAAGCCAUAUUUAAGACUAUAAUUCAUAUUUUCCAACCAUAUUUAAGACUAUCAUUCAUAUUUUUAUUAUUAUCUCGUUUGUUGAUACAUGAGGAACAAGAAUAUGGUGGAACUUGUUGUUUGGUUGAUCAUAAAUUAUUGAUUUCAUCUUAA
This is a messenger RNA of Impatiens glandulifera, 960 nucleotides long. Its product is annotated as L-ascorbate oxidase homolog. Lineage: Eukaryota; Viridiplantae; Streptophyta; Magnoliopsida; Ericales; Balsaminaceae. Bases 1 to 615 code for a protein of 204 amino acids. The transcript has 7 exons. Gene Ontology annotation, molecular function: oxidoreductase activity; copper ion binding. The record is from RefSeq and is a predicted model, not a curated record.